AUGACAGCAACAUCAUCCAAAGUGGUGGACAUCCACACUCACAUGUACCCUUCCACGUACAUCAAGCUACUAGAAUCUCGCGAUUCAAUCCCACUGAUCCGCCGAUUCCCUGGCGUCAAAGACCCACGAUACGUGAUCUUGGAUGCUGAAGCAAAGCUCCUAGAUGCACAGGAUGGCGACUCGCAGCUCCCAGGGCGCCCGAUAACAUCUCACUAUUCGUCGCUCGAGCAAAAGAUCCAUUUCAUGAACACCCAUAAGAUCGACAUCUCCGUAAUCUCACUUGCAAACCCAUGGCUUGACUUCAUCGCCACCGAUGAAGCAGAGGAGAUGGCCCAAUCGGUCAACCAAGAAUUCUCCCAGAUGUGCGCCCAGCAUCCUGGGCGAUUAUUCUUUUUCGCAACGCUUCCAUUAACAGCGCCUCUUAAUGCACUCCUUUCAUCGAUCGAGCAUCUUAAAACAUUGAAAUACUGCCGAGGUGUCAUUCUCGGAACAUCAGGAUUGGGAAAGGGUCUUGAUGACUCAGACCUGGAACCUGUCUUUGCAGCACUGGCAGCGAACAAGCUGACCAUCUUCCUGCAUCCGCACUACGGUCUCCCUAAUGAGGUCUGGGGCCCUAAGGCAGAUGAAUACGGCCACAUUCUUCCCCUUGCUCUGGGAUUUCCGAUGGAGACUACCAUUGCCGUCGCCCGGAUGUAUCUCGCGGGUGUUUUUGAUAAAUUCGCCGAUCUACGACUCUUGCUUGCCCACAGUGGAGGAACGCUUCCUUUCCUGGCUGGUCGCAUUGAAAGUUGUAUUGUUCAUGAUGGCUAUUGGGUUCGUGAGGGGAAAGCUGGACCUUCGAGAAGGACUAUCUGGGAGGUUCUGAAAACACAGGUGCAUCUGGAUGCCGUGGUUUACUCUGAGGUUGGCUUGCAGGCGGCUAUUGCGGCUAGCGGAGUGGAUCGUUUGAUGUUUGGAACGGAUCACCCGUUUUUCCCACCAUUGAAUAGUGAUGAGCAGGGUGAAUGGGAGAGUAUGACUUGGAAUUUAAAGGCUGUUUGCAAGGCGCUGGGUGAUGGAAGUGAAGAAAACAAAGCUGUGAUGGGGAAUAACGCGAUCCGGGUUCUACGCCUUGAUGAACAGGAUUGA
This is a messenger RNA of Penicillium odoratum, 1128 nucleotides long. Its product is annotated as amidohydrolase family protein. The record is from RefSeq and is a predicted model, not a curated record. Gene Ontology annotation, biological process: secondary metabolic process. NCBI's taxonomy places the organism in Eukaryota, Fungi, Ascomycota, Eurotiomycetes, Eurotiales, Aspergillaceae. The coding region runs from base 1 to 1128 and encodes 375 amino acids. The transcript has a single exon. Gene Ontology annotation, molecular function: carboxy-lyase activity; hydrolase activity. Gene Ontology annotation, cellular component: cytosol; cytoplasm.